Stegostoma tigrinum is the source of this 5200-nucleotide messenger RNA. RefSeq names its product lysine-specific demethylase 2A-like. The record is from RefSeq and is a predicted model, not a curated record. The transcript has 22 exons. NCBI's taxonomy places the organism in Eukaryota, Metazoa, Chordata, Chondrichthyes, Orectolobiformes, Stegostomatidae. Gene Ontology annotation, biological process: regulation of transcription by RNA polymerase II; protein demethylation. Gene Ontology annotation, molecular function: zinc ion binding; histone demethylase activity; protein binding. Bases 1098 to 4616 code for a protein of 1172 amino acids.
AGGAGGAGGGCAGCGGCUCAAAAUGGCGGUCGAGCGGCUCCGGCCCCUGGUUCUGGCGGAUUGAAGGGGAGAGAGACAGAGAGAGACAUUCAACUUUGGGCCUGUGACUUGUGCAGCACCAGCUCCGGGCCGGGGACAGCCUCAUUAAUCCGGAAAAGGAGCCCCGGCCUGAAAUAGUGUGAUUAACCCGGGAUAGGAGCCCGGGCCUGGGACGGUUUGAUUAACCGGGGCCUGGGACAGUUUGAUUAAUCCGGGAUAGCAGCCUGGCCUGGGACGUUGCAAUUAACCUGGCUUAGGAGCCUUGGGGCCUUUCACACUCUGAUUAACCUUAGAUAGCAACCGCACCUGGGACAGUUUACCUGCAAGAGGUAAGCCACCAGAUUAACCUACAACCAGGAUAAGAGCCUGGCUGUUUUAAUUUGGGUCUGGAUUCACUUGGAACAGAAGCUGGGCUUGCUUCAGUCUGGAUUGCUCUGAUUGUGGUCUGGGCCUAGAACAGUCCAGAUCGUUUUGUGAGACAUUGAUACCAGGGAGUGACAACAGAGACCUGCAAAGCUGCCAACAGACCUGGAAACUGAAAAGUCGAAGGUAGGCAGGAGUGGGGGGAGACAUAGUCGUGAUCAACGAGAGAGGAUUAUUUUGGUGACACCUGAAAGUGCCAAAAAAGAACUUGUAAAAGCAGGUUUUACCAUCCAAAAAGCAGGAAACUUUUGAAUCAAGAAGUGGCAAUUGGAGAAUCAAGCUGUACAGUUUAUAUUCAAGAAGGCUCGCCACCUCUCUGCUGGGUGAAGUUAAGCAGAAACCAGGUGGACUGUUUGCUGCUGCUGCUGCUGAAGAGACUGAGAAGUUGAUACAAAGGAGUGAGGGAUUAUGUAUGUGAUAUUGUAACUGUCUGACAACGAAAACGUUUUUGUGGGAGUAACGACAAAAAUUUGUUUUGUGAGCCUUGGAGAUAAGGAGAGCUGUGUCACAGGUGGCACCGACGCAACAGGGUUUGAAGCAGAGCUGCAGGAAGAAGAUAGGAUUUGGCAGGUGUAAGGGGACGAGGAGGAUUUAUAUCCCUCCCACCCCACGAACCGGAGAGACAACCAGCAGGAAUGGAGCCAGAGGCUGAACCAGAAUGUCGGAGCCGCAGGCUGCGUGCUGUCACCAGACGUCGCUAUGAGGAUGAUGGCAUUUCUGAUGAUGAGAUUGAGGGGAAGAGGACUUUUGAUCUUGAGGAGAAACUAGAAAGCAGCAUGUAUAGUGCGAGCUUUGUCCGGUUUAUGGAUGGGAAAGAUUUCACCUUCCAGUAUGUCCAGAGAGAUGGCCUGCGAUGCCCGCUUAUCUUCAAAAAGAAAGAUGGCCUAGGAAUCAAGAUGCCAGAGCCGGAUUUCAGUGUCAAUGACGUGAAGAUGUUUGUCGGGAGUCGGAGAAUGGUGGAUGUGAUGGAUGUCAAUACGCAGAAGGGCAUUGAGAUGACGAUGGCACAGUGGGUGAAAUACUACGAGACACCAGCCGCUGAGAGAGAGAAGCUCUACAACGUCAUUAGCCUGGAGUUCAGCCACACCAAACUGGAGAAUAUUGUCCAGCGCCCUGCAACGGUGGAUCUGGUGGACUGGGUCGAUAACAUUUGGCCCCGACAUCUGAAGGAAAGGCAGACAGAGUCGACAAAUGCCAUUGUCGAAAUGAAGUACCCUAAAGUCAGGAAGUACUGUUUGAUGAGUGUCAGAGGCUGCUACACAGAUUUCCACAUCGAUUUUGGUGGCACGUCCGUGUGGUACCACAUCCACCGAGGAGGCAAGAUCUUCUGGCUGAUCCCUCCCACCCCCCUGAACCUGGAGAUUUACGAGAGCUGGGUGCUGUCGGGGAAGCAGGGCGACAUCUUCCUGGGUGACAAAGUGGAGAAGUGUCAACGCAUCGAAUUGAAACAGGGCUAUACGUUCCUGAUUCCCUCAGGCUGGAUCCAUGCUGUUUACACUCCAGAAGAUACCUUGGUGUUUGGAGGGAACUUUUUGCACAGUUUCAACAUCCCAACACAACUCCGCAUCCACAACAUUGAGGACAGGACUAGGGUGCCCUCCAAGUUCCGCUACCCGUUCUAUUACGAGAUGUGCUGGUAUGUUGUGGAGCGGUACGUCUUUUUCCUGACAAAAUGUUCACACCUCACCAAACAGUUCCAGAGGGAGUCUCAGCUAAUCGAUGAAGACACUGAGUCUGAUGACACAGAGAAUGGCGAUGAUGUUAAGGAAGAGGUGGAUGAGAGUGAGGAGACAACUGAGAGGGAGAGGAGGGCCCAUUCCCUCCGUAAAGGCCCCUCGGAGAGCCCAGUUCCAGACCGCAAUGGACUCCCACAGGAUCAUGGCAGCCGGCCGCUGAAGAGGAGCCCGUCGUCAGAGUCAGUGGACAGCGGAGGAGGCUCACUGGGAUCCCAGGACACUGCGCCCACACACUGGAUCCACCUGACUCAGUUUGAGCGCACCGGGCUGCAGGCUCUAGUUGACAAGCUGCAGUCUCUGCCUGAGCACAAGAAAUGUGUCCCUGCCGGCCUCCUCGACCCAGACUCACUGCUCCAGGAGAUGCAGAAAGUUCUGGAAGACCACAUGAACGAUGACCCCCAGCUGGCGUGUUCAGGCCUCCCAAUCAUCAGGUGGCCCAAGCGACGUGACAAGCCCAAGGCCCCGAUUCGGCUGAAACCCCGGCCCCCCGUGCUGGCCCUGAGUAAGCCCGCGUUGCUGAAGCCCCUCCCGGGCUCCCGGCGGAGGCGGACCCGCUGCAAGAGGUGUGAGGCAUGUCGCCGCAGCGAGUGCGGGGUCUGUCACUACUGUCGGGACAUGAAGAAGUUCGGGGGCCCCGGCCGGAUGAAACAAUCCUGUGUCCUUCGGCAGUGCGAGGCACCGAUCCUCCCCCACACAGCACUGUGUAUGAUCUGUGAGGAGGUGGGUCAGAACGCCGAUGGGGAGAACAACAGUGUGCGCGGGACUCUGAUGGAGUGCUCAGCCUGUAGUGAGAUUGUGCACCCGGGCUGUCUGAAGAUGAAUAUUUCCCUGGGAAUCAUCAGCAAGGAGCUUCCAAACUGCUGGGAGUGUCCAAAAUGUGUGAGGCAGGAGCGACGAAAGCUGGCCUUGGCGAAGAAGGGCUACAGCCCGAAGGAUGGUACUGACUCGGAAAGGCAGCAGCUAAUUGCUGAGGCGGUGAGGAAGCGGGAGGAGCAGAACCGGAGGGCCCAGGCCAUUGAGGCUGCCCGCAGGCGACUCGACGUUCUGCCCAAACGCAAGAAGUUUGACUACCUGCUGCUGCGGAAGAAAAGGCUGGCAGCAGCUGAGCACAACGCAAGAAAAAAGAUAAAGUUUGAGAGGGAACAGAUACUCCUGCGAACAAAACGGAAAGCAGACGACAGCCUUGACCAUCGGGUAGGGGCUAAGAUCCUGCGCCCGCUGAGGAAUGGUGAGGAUUUGUCCCUGGGCCCAUACCCCAGGCUGGGCUCUAGCAGGGACAGUCUGCGACCAGACCGCGCUGAGCGGUUUUAUCGGCGUCAGCUGCGCCGCAGCUUAGACCCUGCUCGCAGUAACCCCAGCUCCGCAGUGUCCCGACAUCGCCACCUUUCGGAGAUCGAGAAGGCCAAGAUCAGGGGCUCACUGCUGACUGUCCGUCUCCACCGCUCGCCGGGAGACUUCAAUGGCUCAGCCAGUCAUCACCGCAGCCCCAGUACCAGCCUUCGACAGGCUCCACGUGUGGUCAGCUGGCAGUCAGGCUGUCAGUGCCAGCAGGAUAACCCAUCUCCCUCUUCCUCGUCGUCUGACAACCCCCCCGACGAUCACAUGAUGCAGCGACACCUCUGGAUGUCUGUCUUCCGCUACCUGACCCAGAAGGAGCUGUGUGUCUGUAUGAGGGUCUGCAAGGCCUGGAGCAAAUGGUGCUGUGAUAAGAGACUAUGGACAAAGAUCAACCUGAGUCGAUGUAAGUCGAUCACUCCGUUGGCCCUGGGUGGGAUCAGCAAGAGGCUCCCCGUCAGCCUGGAUCUCAGCUGGAGCAACAUCUCCCGCAAGCAGCUAACCUGGCUCAUCGACAGGUUGCCUGGACUGAAGGACCUCUUCCUGUCUGGCUGCUCUUGGUCAGCCAUCUCUGCUCUCAGCACCUCCAGCUGCCCACUACUGCGUACGCUCGAUCUCCGAUGGGCUGAGGGGCUUCGUGACAGCCAGAUGCGGGAUCUGCUGUGUACCCCUGAUAAACCAGGCCAGCUAGACAACCGCAGUAAGUUACGGAACGUGACGGAUUUCCGGUUAGCGGGCCUGGAUAUUAGUGACGUUACCCUGCGGCUGAUCAUCCGCCACAUGCCGCUGCUUUCUCGCCUGGAUCUCAGUCACUGCAGCCACCUGAGUGACCACUCCCUCAACCUACUCACAGCUGUCGGUUCAUCCACCCGCAACUCCCUCAGUGAGUUACAGCUGGAAGGCUGCAAUAAAUUGACUGACCAGUGCCUCAAUUACCUGAAGAGAAUUGGCAACAUCUCCUGCAUUAACCUGCACAAUUGCAAGCAAAUCUCGAAAGGAGCCUGUGAGAUGCUUCUUUCUGAACUCUCUGUAAAUGGUCUCUUCUGCCUCUCGGAGGAGCGGCAAAUUCGCAAAAUCAGCUGAGGAUCGGGAAGAGGAGCCUGCGUCUCUUUCUCUCCCCAAAUCCUACAACCCUCUGUCCACCCACUCCUCUGGAAGAUGUCACUUCCUUCACACUCUCUCUCACCUUUUCAUUCCCUCUUACUCUCUCCCAUUCUGCACUAGUUCUUAUCUCUCCAUUCCCCGUAUUUUUCUCUCCUCCUGUCUCCAUUCCUCCACAGAGCGAAGUUUUUCUCUCUGACACUCUGUCUCUCUCUCUCUUUCUUUGUCUUUUUCUCUCUCUUUCUUUGUCUCUUUUUCUCUCUUUCUUUGUCUUUUUCUCUCUCUUUCUUCUUUUCUCUCUCUUUCUUUGUCUUUUUCUCUCUCUUUCUUCUUUUUCUCUCUCUUUCUUUGUCUUUUUCUCUCUCUUUCUUUGUCUUUCUCUCUCUUUCUUUGUCUUUCUCUCUCUUUCUUUGUCUUUCUCUCUCUUUCUUUGUCUUUUUCUCUCUUUCUUUGUCUUUUUCUCUCUUUCGCUCUUUUCUCUCUUUCUUUGUCUUUUUCUCUCUUUCUUUGUCUUUUUCUCUCUUUCGCUCUUUUUCUCUCUUUCGCUCUUUUUCUCUCUUUCGCUC